GCGCAGCGCAAGUUCAUCGAACUUAUAUUCGAUCGAACUGGAAAGUAUGCCAACUGGGACCCACCUUCCGAAAUGCGACAGGUUGGGUCGUACGGAAGGAUCGACAAAGCAACGGGUGACUUGUCCGUCCAAGGCAACAUCUACUCGGAUGAAUUCAAGCAGCUUCUCGUCAAUGCUGGCAUUAACCCUGACUCUGACGAGCAUCAUCCCAAAGAUUGUCCCGACGAGUCUGAAUUUACAACUUGGUCUAAACACGUGAAACGCAUCGAUUUGAAUCUUUUGAUCCUCCGUCUUAUUCCUGAUAUGAUCACAUUCCGAUUGGCUCCACCAGAGGUGUCCCUGGGAUUGCCUACAGCUAGUAUCAAAGGGACUUGGCAGGUCAAGAAAGGCACCACUGGUGCUGUCUUGCUCAUGAACAACCCUCGUAUAAAACACAUUACGUCAGAUGUCCUUGGGAAGCUCGCGAGCAUUCAACUUCUUCAGUCCAUGCAUCUCGUAACCAAGGUGUUUUAUUGUCCUGCCUACUCUUUGUACCUCUCAGAUACAAGUGAGUGCAUCUCAUCGGAACUGAUGAUACUUAUCCAGGUGCAGGCUGGUGAAAAGAUCACCAUGGCUCUUCUAGCUUCCGCUCCCGUUGUGGCACCCGUGGGCACUCUUGAAGCGAAGGCUACGAUGAAAUGGUGGAGUGACACACAAACUGGAUUAGCACGCCACGGAUGCAAGACGGAGCAUUGCUUCACCCCUUUGUAUGAACUUUUACAUGUCAGGCACCCUCGUAACAGGCGGACGUCGCCAUCCCCAGAACGGACAGGCGAACAGUUAUGGAUCGCCCCUCCCCUCCCGUGGGCACCUCUCCGCGAGGAUGGCACAGAGGUGCCGAUAUACAUCAAUGAGAAUACGGAUAGCAGUGAUUCUGAGGAGGAAUAAGGUCGCCAAGAGUACACCCACAAUGGAGAACCAUUGCCACUAGCUUGAAGUGCACAUAUUGGCAGUGUCUGUUCUGGGACUCACGACAAGCUUGUAACAUAAAUUUUAUACCAGCAGCAAACAUUAUCAAUGCCAUACGGAUUGUAAUUCUAAAUCCACUGAAUGCAACAGAAUAUCACUCUAUUAAGAUUCAUAUGUGUCCGCCA
Suillus paluster is the source of this 1133-nucleotide messenger RNA. RefSeq lists its product as uncharacterized. The coding region runs from base 73 to 927 and encodes 284 amino acids. The transcript has 5 exons. NCBI's taxonomy places the organism in Eukaryota, Fungi, Basidiomycota, Agaricomycetes, Boletales, Suillaceae. The record is from RefSeq and is a predicted model, not a curated record.